This is a messenger RNA of Prunus dulcis (almond), 4102 nucleotides long. Its product is annotated as carbamoyl-phosphate synthase large chain, chloroplastic. NCBI's taxonomy places the organism in Eukaryota, Viridiplantae, Streptophyta, Magnoliopsida, Rosales, Rosaceae. Gene Ontology annotation, molecular function: metal ion binding; ATP binding. Gene Ontology annotation, biological process: L-glutamine metabolic process. Gene Ontology annotation, cellular component: cytoplasm. The transcript has 3 exons. The record is from RefSeq and is a predicted model, not a curated record. Bases 232 to 3819 code for a protein of 1195 amino acids.
GUCGCCCUCUGUCUCACUGUUUUGUUGGCUUCCUCACCAAAAGACAAACAAAUACUCCACUCAGGAACACUGCUUCUUCAGCAAAACGAAAACUGGCCUACAUUCAAAAUCCACCUCCAUUUCCUCACCCUCCCUCCUAAAACCCUAAUUUCCCAAACCACAAACUCUCUUUCUCUCUCUGAGCUCUGAGGUCUGAGUCUCUCUUGUGUUAGUUUAUAUUACAGGGAGAAAAUGGACCAUUGCCUCAGUCACAGUGAAUCAGCUCUCUCUCCCAAGCUCUCAAUUUUCGCCAACUCCAAGCCGUAUUUGUCGAAACCAAACCACUUUAGCUUCUUCCUCUACUCUAAGAAGCUCGGAGCCAGAACCGCCGCGCCCUCUCUCCACCUCCGAUCAUGGCCCUCAAAGCUCGCCACUUUCACCAAGAACCCGAGCCGCCGAGUCAACUCCGUCCGGAGCGAGUCCUCCCACGCCGGAGCUGCGGCGAACGGAGAGCCGCCGAAACUGGGGAAGAGAACGGACAUAAAGAAGAUCCUGAUACUCGGAGCUGGGCCGAUUGUGAUAGGGCAAGCCUGCGAGUUCGAUUACUCGGGCACUCAGGCCUGCAAGGCUCUCAAGGAGGACGGAUACGAGGUCGUUUUGAUCAACUCGAACCCGGCCACCAUCAUGACCGACCCGGACUUGGCUGACAGGACUUACAUUACGCCGAUGACGCCCGAGCUGGUCGAGCAAAUCCUCGAGAAGGAGCGGCCCGACGCUCUGUUGCCCACCAUGGGUGGCCAGACAGCGUUGAACCUUGCCGUGGCAUUGGCCGAGAGCGGCGCUCUAGCCAAAUACGGCGUCGAAUUGAUUGGAGCGAAGCUGGAUGCAAUAAAAAAAGCAGAGGACAGAGACUUGUUCAAGCAGGCCAUGAAGAACAUCGGAGUCAAGACACCGCCGUCUGGGAUUGCGACGACGCUUGAUGAAUGUAUCAAAAUUGCUCAUGAAAUCGGAGAGUUUCCGUUGAUUAUUCGGCCUGCUUUUACUUUGGGCGGGACUGGAGGGGGCAUUGCUUAUAACAAAGAUGAGUUUGAGGACAUUUGCAAGGCCGGGAUAGCGGCAAGUGUGACGUCUCAAGUUUUGGUGGAGAAAUCGUUGUUGGGUUGGAAGGAGUAUGAGCUUGAGGUGAUGAGAGACUUGGCUGACAAUGUGGUGAUUAUAUGUUCCAUUGAGAAUAUUGACCCAAUGGGGGUUCAUACUGGGGACUCAAUCACUGUGGCUCCUGCUCAGACUUUGACUGAUAAGGAGUAUCAGCGGCUGAGGGAUUAUUCCAUUGCUAUCAUAAGGGAGAUUGGAGUGGAAUGUGGUGGUUCUAAUGUGCAGUUUGCGGUUAAUCCUGUAGAUGGUGAGGUUAUGGUGAUUGAGAUGAACCCAAGGGUGUCACGGUCCUCGGCUCUUGCUUCCAAAGCUACUGGUUUUCCAAUUGCGAAAAUGGCUGCCAAGUUGUCAGUUGGGUAUUCCUUGGAUCAGAUACCUAAUGACAUUACAAAGAAGACACCAGCUAGUUUUGAGCCUUCCAUAGAUUAUGUGGUAACCAAGAUUCCCCGGUUUGCAUUUGAAAAAUUUCCUGGUUCACAGCCCAUAUUGACUACCCAAAUGAAAUCUGUUGGUGAGUCAAUGGCACUGGGUCGCACAUUUCAAGAGUCCUUUCAGAAAGCAGUUCGAUCUUUGGAAUGUGGGUUCUCUGGAUGGGGCUGUGCGAAAAUUAAGGAACUUGACUGGGAUUGGGAACAGUUGAAGUAUAGCCUCCGAGUUCCUAACCCAGACCGCAUCCAUGCCAUAUAUGCUGCAAUGAAGAAGGGGAUGAAGGUAGAUGAUAUUCAUGAGUUGAGUUACAUUGACAAAUGGUUCCUGACACAGCUUAAGGAGCUUGUAGAUGUGGAGCAAUUUCUCCUGGCUAGAAACUUGUCUGAUCUAACAAAGGAUGAGUUAUACGAAGUGAAAAAAAGAGGUUUCAGUGACAAACAGAUAGCUUUUGCCACUAAAGCCACUGAAAAGGACGUCCGGUUGAAGAGGCUAUCUUUAGGUGUUGCUCCGGCAUAUAAGCGGGUGGAUACAUGUGCUGCGGAGUUUGAGGCCAAUACUCCUUAUAUGUACUCUUCCUAUGACUUUGAGUGUGAAGCAGCUCCCACCCAGAGGAAGAAGGUUUUGAUUUUAGGUGGAGGACCAAAUCGAAUCGGUCAGGGGAUAGAGUUUGACUACUGUUGUUGCCAUACGUCCUUUGCCCUUCAGAAAGCAGGAUAUGAGACCAUUAUGAUGAAUUCAAAUCCUGAAACAGUAUCCACAGAUUAUGACACGAGUGACCGUCUAUAUUUUGAGCCACUGACUGUUGAAGAUGUGCUGAACAUAAUUGAUUUGGAAAAACCUGAUGGCAUCAUUGUGCAGUUUGGAGGUCAAACACCAUUGAAGUUGUCUCUUCCUAUCCAGCAGUAUCUAGAUGAGAACAAGCCUAAAUGUGCAAGUGGGUCUGGAUAUGUACGCAUUUGGGGUACUUCACCUGCUAACAUAGAUGCUGCUGAGGACAGGGAGAAGUUCAAUACAAUCCUUAACGAGUUAAAGAUUGAACAACCAAAAGGAGGAAUUGCCAAGAGCGAAGCUGAUGCUAUUGCCAUUGCAAAGGACAUUGGGUACCCAGUUGUUGUCCGGCCUUCCUACGUAUUGGGUGGCCGAGCCAUGGAAAUUGUAUAUAGUGAUGACAAACUUGCGACCUACCUCGAAAAUGCUGUUGAGGUGGACCCGGAACGCCCUGUAUUGAUUGACAAGUAUCUAUCCGAUGCAAUUGAGAUUGAUGUUGAUGCACUUGCCGACUCUCAGGGUAACGUUGUCAUUGGUGGAAUAAUGGAGCACAUUGAGCAGGCUGGGGUCCAUUCUGGUGACUCUGCUUGCUCAAUUCCAACAAAAACCAUCCCUGCUUCUUGCUUGGAGACAAUUAGGUCAUGGACUAUAAAAUUGGCUAGGAGGCUGAAUGUGUGUGGGCUGAUGAACUGUCAGUAUGCAAUUACAUUGUCUGGAGAUGUUUUCUUACUUGAAGCAAACCCUCGUGCUUCCCGUACCGUCCCAUUUGUGUCCAAGGCGAUUGGACAUCCAUUGGCUAAAUAUGCUUCCCUUGUCAUGUCUGGGAAGUCUCUUCAUGAUAUAAGUUUCACAAAAGAGGUAAUUCCUGCACAUGUGUCAGUAAAAGAAGCUGUUCUCCCAUUUGAGAAAUUCCAAGGCUGUGAUGUGUUGCUGGGGCCUGAGAUGCGUAGCACUGGUGAGGUGAUGGGUAUUGAUUAUGAGUUUCCCAUUGCAUUUGCCAAGGCUCAGAUUGCUGCGGGGCAGAAGCUACCACUUUCUGGCACUGUCUUCCUCAGCUUAAAUGAUUUGACCAAACCUCAUCUUGAAAAGAUUGCGACAGCCUUUUUAGGGCUUGGAUUUAAGAUUGUUUCAACUUCUGGGACAGCUCAUAUUCUUGAGUUAGCAAAAAUUCCAGUGGAACGAGUGCUGAAGCUGCAUGAAGGGCGGCCUCAUGCUGCUGAUAUGGUUGCUAAUGGGCAAAUCCAGUUAAUGGUGAUCACAAGUUCAGGUGAUGCACUUGAUCAGAUUGAUGGACGGCAACUAAGGAGGUUGGGCCUUGCUUACAAAAUUCCAGUAAUAACAACAAUUGCCGGAGCUUUAGCAACUGCCGAAGCAAUAAGGAGUCUAAAGUCCAGCACUGUUAAGAUGAUUGCACUUCAGGACUUCUUUGAUGAUGAGAGCAAAGCUGGGAGUGAUAAAAAGUUGCAGUCAGUCUCCUCCUCUCUGUGAGCUGACCUGGACUUUCUGGUAAGCCGUUGGGGUUCCUCUGCGUUAUUUGUUUUGUUUCUAAUAUAUGUAUCAUCUAAUGUUUUUGGGACAGGUUUCUGUUAAGUUACUAGCUUUUACCAAAAUUUUGCCAAUCCAAUUUCUCUCCUCUCCUUUUUGUUGAAGCUAUAAUUUCAAAUUUUGGAUAGCUAUAUGUAGAAAAAUUUAGGCAUUGGUGUGUGUAACAUAGGUUAGUUCGAUGGUGAUACAAUUAUGGCGAUCUGUGCUGUAUGUUCUCUUGCAUAGA